CACCGUCAACAUCAGCUGUUUCAGUCUCGACUAGCCGCUAACUACUAUGCUAGCAAACAGGUUGCAUAGCCAAACCAAACCAUUACUGGCGUAUUCACAAGUUGCACUGUUACAAGAACGAGUUUGUUAAGACAUGGAAGCCCGUGUGAACUUACGAAGACGCGACUACACUUAGGAGAGCCUCAACAUGGACAAGGAGAGCAAAUGGUCACCUACCGUCCAUACUCUGGACCACAAACACCUGAGGAGACAGACUGAAGAGCCCUCAACAUCACCUCUGAUUCUACCAAAUCCUUAUGGCUCGCAUCAGAAUUCAAUAGGGGGCCAGUCUGGUCCAAAGCCGACUCUGAACUUAGGAGAAGGGUCAAGGAGCCAUGGCUACCUCAACAGCUGGCGUGUUAGAGAGUCCAGUGAUGAUGUCCCCCAGAGAGACAGGUCUACACGCAGCACACAAGCGAAGCCAUCCAGAAACAGAAGAACCAUGGCAAAAAGUUCAAUGGAUGCACAGAAAAAAGGUUUUCGUGGCGCCAAGUCUGCCCCAAACUCGUCAAAACCAACUCAGACAAACUUGGUCCCAUUUGAAGUGAAGAUGGCUGAUUUUCCAGAGUUAGUUGGUCUUUCACUGCCCAAAACAGCUCAGAAAGAGACCUGCAGUCCAAGUCCUUCAUCAGCGAGCCCCCUGACUCCAAAUUUGGCAUCUUCCAUCAAGUCUGUUAAGAAAGGAUCCCCACCACUACAUGACACUCAACCAACUGUCAUUGAUGCUAAUCCAGACACCCUGGUUACCCCAGCUGGUCAGUCUGCAGCGACUUCCUGGGCUAAUAUUGCCUCUCAGCCUCCAAAGAAACCUGUUCCUAUUGACAACACAGCAGGCAGCAACUCCAUGCAGGACAUGGCUGCACAACAGGAAGAGGGAGCACCAGGGAAGAAAAAACGCAAGAAAAAGAAGAAGUCAAAAAGCACUGGUCAGGAAGUGGAAGCUGAGUCACAAGAGCCAACAAUUCCUCAAGAGCCUCCAAAAUUUGAGGAUGAAGAGGAGUUUCCAGGACUGGCUCUUGCUGGGACUGAUCGGUUAAUAAACAACCGAAAGCUUUGCAGUGAGGAAACACAAAAAGAUGGACGCCACAAUCCAUCUGGUGACCAGAACAAGAAGCAAUCACCAGCAUCAAAAACUCCCACAGAAACUGCUAAAAAGGGGCAGAAAGCAGCCACGGUUCCUGGGAAGAAGAGCAAGGUUCCUGUCCAACUGGAUAUUGGGAACAUGUUGGCUGCUCUGGAAAAAAAGCAGUCUCAGAAAGCCAAGCAGGAUGCCAAGCCACUCAUUCUUUCAGUUGGUGGAGGACUACCUGUUGUCCAGAAGCAAACAACAGUCCAGAAGAAGCCACCUUGGCAGCAGGAUAAAAUUGCACACAAUCCCCUGGACUCCACUAGCCCUUUGGUAAAGAAAGGCAAGCAAAGAGAGGUGCCCAAAGCCAAGAAACCCACUCCUCUUAAGAAGGUCAUUUUGAAAGAAAGAGAGGAGCGAAAGCAAAAGCGUUUGCUGGAUGAGAGAGCACUGCUGCCUGAAAACGAGUCCAAACUCGUCAAUGAUGCCUCAGAAGAAGAGCAGUGUGACGCAAAUGCCACAGUUUGUGCUUCUCAAACCUCAGAUGAGGCUGACAGUCCCACAGAGGGAUUUCAUGAUCAGACUGAAUUAAAUGGCUCAAACCAAACUGUGGAAGAAGGCGAUGAAGAGACUGACAAAGAUGAGAUGACCAUACAGCAGCAAACCACCUCACCUGAGCCUCACCCAGCCAGUGCUCCCAGAAUCCACAGCAGGAAAUUCAGAGACUAUUGCAGCCAGAUGCUGAGCAAAGACGUAGACGAGUGUGUGACGACUCUGCUAAAGGAGCUGGUUCGUUUCCAGGAUCGCCUGUACCAGAAGGAUCCAAUGAAGGCCCGCAUGAAAAGAAGGCUUGUGAUGGGCCUUCGAGAGGUUCUGAAGCACCUCAAACUUAGGAAGAUCAAGUGUGUCAUCAUAUCACCUAACUGUGAACGCAUCCAGUCCAAAGGUGGUCUGGAUGAGGCCCUUCACACCAUCAUCGACACAUGUCGUGAACAGGGGGUGCCGUUUGUGUUUGCACUCUCCAGGAAGGCUUUGGGGCGCUGUGUCAACAAGGCUGUGCCAGUCAGCCUGGUGGGCAUCUUUAACUAUGAUGGUGCACAGGACUACUAUCAUAAAAUGAUUGAGUUAUCAUCCGAGGCCAGGACGGCCUAUGAGGUCAUGGUGUCAAGUUUGGAGCAGCGAGAUCAGACAGAACAGGAAGUGAACCCUGAGGACCUGCAGAGCAACAUCUUGUUUGAGGAAGCUAAGCCUGGUCCAGACACUACUCAGGCAGACGAACCAGAAUAUAUAAAAAUCUGGAAGAAAAUGCUGGAGAAGGAAUGUAACCACACUUUUCUGAACUUUGAGGAGCGUCUGAGCUCCAUGCACUUGGACAGUGAAUGUACUGAAAACACUGAUGAAGAUGAGAAGAGUUGACAGUGGCGAAAGCUUUCGUGUCAAACAUAAGGAACCCGUUUGAGAUGGUCCACAGCUUUGAGGAAACUAGGAUGCCACAUGCAGAAAAUACAUUUUGAUCAUGUGGUUCUCACACAGGGGCCCACAACCUAAUCAGGACUUAAUCAGGUAAUCAUUUUAUGUUGGUAGGAUUUGAUAAGAUUUAAAUAAGGUCAAUCAAUGACUUAAAAGGACUGAACCAGCUACCAGGAGAUAUCCCACAAUAUGAAUUUUCAGCCAUGGGUAGACGUACAUCCACCAGUUAUAGAGUGGUAAUAAAUCUUCACUGCGUUUGGGAGCCAAUAUGUUGCCAUUAUAUUGCGUUUUCUUACUAUUUAGCUUGAAUAUAAAGUAUUUUUCUGGAAUGUUUGCUAUUAUUUGACAAGGAUAGCGAAGGGUGAGAGGCGGCUGAUCUGCAACAAAAGUCCCUGGCUGGACUUAAACCUCAGGUACAAACAGGCUCCAAUAAAAUAUCAUUGAGAGCUUCUGGAGUAGGAAAAUGUUGGGGGUGAAGGGGUGAAAUUCAGGUUAAAGAAUGUUAUAAAAGAUGUGUUAUUAUAGGAGGAAAAGUGAGAAACUUAGAUGCUCAUAUUUCCAACAUUGUCCAUGACAUUGACAAUAGCUCUUGCGUGUCUCAAUUUUUCAUGUCCAUUUUACACAGAAUGUAUAGUCUGUCAGAUGAAUUUCAGCCCUAGUCUAAGUCACCACAUCUACCUUUAGUUUAGAAGUAUAACUAAUUAAACUCAGAUUUAUCUUUUUUUUCUGUCUGAUUAUACUACAUAUUACAAAUUAAUGUAGCGUUGACAUUCUUUUCAAAGUUCUCAGUUGUCCGACAUAGUGAGGAAAGUGUAGAAAAUAAUGAUAACUCUGCAAAUUACAAUAAUCAGAAUUGCUUAGAGGUAAUCAUGUUAACUGCAGCUCUCAUGAUAGUUUGUUAUGUGUCAAGAGUAUAACAACUUAACUUAAAGAAUUGAUUAUAUCAGUUCCUGGACCAGUAUAUUGGGGCAUUUAAUGUUACCAGUAGUCUACAGUCUUAAACUUCACAUGCAUCUUAAAGUAAAUACUUGAAUUUUCCAAAAUGUUUCUAUUCCUUGAAAUGCUUUGGCCUAAGGUAGUUCAGUAAAAAAGCUAUUGGUAAUGAGACUGUGAAACAACAGGGAUUAAGUGUGUAAAGAUGAAGCUUGAUGUCCAGAUGUCCUGAUCUUGUAAAGAAAUAUAUUUUUGAUUGAACUCUUUUGUAAAUGUCUAUGUGUGUGUGUCCACAUUGAUUGCUGUCACACGCUUAAUUGAAAACUAAAAUUAAGGAGAGUUUGGAGGGUUUUUUCCCCAAGCAGAAUAAAUAAAAAGUUUCAUUUGAUGAAAGAUAACUGAAUGAUGUCCAAUCAUGUCACUGAUGUUCAACAGCAGUGGACUGGGAUUAAAUGUGACCUCCACUAACAACAUAAAGAUUUUGGUAUUUGUGGUUUCUUUACUAACAUUUGCCAAUGAUACAACAGCGAAUAAAUUUGGUCAGAAUUAAA
Messenger RNA from Mugil cephalus (flathead mullet), 4059 nucleotides. Its product is annotated as selenocysteine insertion sequence-binding protein 2-like. Gene Ontology annotation, cellular component: ribonucleoprotein complex. The coding region runs from base 188 to 2521 and encodes 777 amino acids. Gene Ontology annotation, molecular function: mRNA 3'-UTR binding; selenocysteine insertion sequence binding; ribonucleoprotein complex binding. NCBI's taxonomy places the organism in Eukaryota, Metazoa, Chordata, Actinopteri, Mugiliformes, Mugilidae. The record is from RefSeq and is a predicted model, not a curated record. Gene Ontology annotation, biological process: selenocysteine incorporation. The transcript has 18 exons.